CAUCUACACUACACACAAACAUUAAAAAAAAUUAACUCAACUUUGACUUUUCCUAAAAUUUCUCUCUCUCUCUCUCUCUCUCCUCACGCUGAAUUUUCCUCGAUCUUUCUCUCUAUUGCUUUUGCUUUGAUUGUCUAUCUUGACUCAACUUUGAUACGGAAGUGUUCACUAUUUUACGUCAAAUCACACUUCUAUAUUAAUAUCACACGAAACUUUGUUCUUUCCAUCCUUAAUCAUCGUCAUGACAAAAUUUGAGGUUGUUUUUGUCUCAACACCAGCCAUCGGAAACAUCGUACCCAUGGUCGAAUUCGCUAAUCUUCUAACCAAACAAAACCCUCAACUCUCUGCCACCAUUCUCAUCGUCACCGUCCCACAACGACUCCUCGUCAACACUUACAUCCAAUCUCUUUCUUCCUCCGCCACCAAUCUCCGUUUCAUCCACCUCCCUACAGUAGACCCUCCCACACCCGAUCAGUCCCAAUCUUUCAUCCCUUAUGUCUCCCUACUCUUAGAAAACCAAAAAAACAAUAUCAAAAACACACUCCUAAACCUCACAUCAUCGUCAACAACCGAGUCAACUUCCGAGUCGGUUAAACUCGCUGCUGUCUUCGUUGACAUGUUCACCACCCCCAUCAUCGAUGUGGCCAACGAGAUCAAUGUUCCUUGCUACCUCAUCUUCGCGUCACCGGCGAGUUUCCUUGGACUCAUGCUCCACCUACCCUCUACUGAGUUGCUAGAAUCAGAAACUGAGUUUGAUAUCCCGAGUUUCAAAAACCCGCUUCCGAAACCCGUUUUGCCUAGCUUGGUGGUGGACAUGAAAACCGGUGCUUAUUCAUGGAUGGCAUAUCAUGGUGAAAGAUACAGAGAAACAAAGGGUAUUGUCGUAAAUACAGUACAAGAGCUUGAACCUUAUUCUGUUCAAUCGUUUCACAAUGAUUUAGAUCUUCCACCGGUUUAUCCGAUUGGGCCGGUUCUUGACCUUGAUGGACCGGCUAAAUGGGACCCGAACCCGGUUCAGUAUGACUACAUCAUGGAGUGGCUCGAUAAGCAGGUUGUUGGUUCUGUGGUUUUUCUUUGCUUUGGUAGUUUGGGGAGUCUUGAAGUGAAACAGGUUGAGGAGAUAGCUAUUGGGCUUGAACGGGCUGGGGUUAGGUUUUUAUGGGCUUUAAGGAGCCCACCCAAGGCCCAGUUAGAGGAUCCAAGAGAUUAUGCGAGUUAUGAAAAUAUUUUGCCUGAUGGGUUUUUGAAACGGACGGUGGGGAUGGGAAUAGUGUGUGGGUGGGUCCCACAAGCGAGGGUGCUGGCCCAUAAAGCUGUAGGAGGGUUUGUUUCGCAUUGUGGUUGGAAUUCGAUAUUAGAGAGUUUGUGGUACGGUGUACCAAUUGCCACGUGGCCGAUUUAUGCGGAGCAACAGAUGAAUGCGUUUCAGAUGGUUAGGGAGUUGGGAUUAGCGGUGGAGAUUAGGUUGGAUUAUACGAAGGGUGGGGAUCUGGUGCGGGUGGAGGAAGUUGAGAAUGGUGUUAGGAUGUUGAUGAACGGUUGUGAUGAGAUUAGGAAGAAAGUGAAAGAGAUGAGUGAAAAGUGUAAAGUGGCUUUGAUGGAGAAUGGAUCGUCUUAUAAUAACCUUAUGUCUUUUAUUCAAGAAUUGACAAAAUAAAAAAUCCUUGUAAGAGCACAUUACUAGUAAGAAAUGUUUUAGGUAAAAAAGUGUAGAACUUGUUGGCUACUCUCCAACUGCAGGAGAAUAAAUAAAGGUAUGUCAUUCUCAUAUGAUAUAUAUUAAAAUAAUAAGAAGAAUUAAUAUUUGGUACUCCUAACCAUGCCAAGAAAAAUUAAUAUCCUUAAU
Molecule: messenger RNA, 1846 nt
Organism: Vicia villosa (hairy vetch)
Lineage: Eukaryota; Viridiplantae; Streptophyta; Magnoliopsida; Fabales; Fabaceae
Product: UDP-glycosyltransferase 43-like
Exons: 1
Coding region: 242-1657 (471 amino acids)
Molecular function (GO): UDP-glycosyltransferase activity
Source: RefSeq, a predicted model, not a curated record